UUCAUUCGAAGAUCCUGGAUAUUUGUUUUCAGGAGAUCCGAUCCAACAGUACUCGAUAAUUGUACUCACUCGUUUUGUUUCACGUGUACUUCUCAAUGGCUGAAAUAUGCUGGAAAGUGUCCGUUGUGUUUGCAAAAAGUGGAAAGGUUUUGGCAUCACGCAAACUUACCACCGUCCGAACGUCCGGUAGUCAUAGUUGCGGAGUUACGAGCAGCGGCUGAAGCGGAACGUCUUGCUGAGCGCGGUCAAUCCCAACCACCUCUUGAUGAGCAGGAAUGCAUAAGACUGCGAAUACGGCGCUUGCAAAGGAGGCUCGAUUAUGUACAGAAACAAAUGAACGGCAACGCUCGUGUAGAUCGGUCUUCUGAUCUUUCGAAGACCAAUGGUCGGCUAGUCAAUGAGAUAUCUAAACUGGAAAUGCUGAAGAGAGACGUGACCACAAGAGGGGACCUCGUUGGCAACAUUGUUUUCCGCUCACUUAUUUAUAAGGACAAGCUCGAAUGGAGCUCUAUUGAUCGCAAUUCGAUUAGGGUGCCUUUUUCUCCUGAGGUAUUCAGUGCUAAUGUUGCGGAGUCUACGGAGAGACUCAAAAGCUUUUUGGAUCGAGAGCUGCAGAUUGUGUGGCGCUGUAGAAAGCCAAACGAAACUAAAGAGGAUUACGCAAGAGGACGCAGCGCUGUUGCAAGGGAGAUCAUCAUUUGGUGUUCAGAGUAUCAAAUAAAUUCACCGCAGUUUUCGCGCAAUCUCCGUUUAAUAGGAAUUUUUCCUGGUUACCUGGAACGGUUCCAGUCAGAAUUGUUCGAGUUUGCAAGUAGUAUGCUAUCAUUGAGAGAUUUCGACAGAACAAGUGCAUACAGUUCACCAGAGCUUAGACAAGCGCUGCACCGAAGGAAUCGUAGAGGCAACGGUAGCCAAGAUAGUGGACGAACUCAUGCUCGGCUCAACGGUGAUGGCGAUGAUGUGAUCGUUCUGAGCGAUAAUAAUCCAUCAGACGAAGAACCAUCAUUUCCUCGUGGGGAAAGCAACUAUGUUCGAGACGAAGCUACGUCAUCAAAUUCUGAAGCCUCAAAUGCUGGAGACUUCUACACUCGGCCAGCUUGUCUCCUUCCACAAUAUCCUCGUCCUUCUCGUGCAAACCCCUUGCAUGUGGUUGAUGCCUUCGGCUCUGCUCGCGACCUAUGGCAGCAUCUCUUUACACCAUUUGCUUUCCCGGCAGAUGGACGCCACAACUUCUUUCGUGCGUUCAACAUGCCUUCUUCUAUAGAUGAGCAGGAUACCACAGUGAGUUGCAGCAUUUUCCGGCUGCAGUUUGUGAUUUGA
Cooperia oncophora is the source of this 1320-nucleotide messenger RNA. Lineage: Eukaryota; Metazoa; Nematoda; Chromadorea; Rhabditida; Trichostrongylidae. The record is from the annotation of a GenBank genome assembly.